UAAGCUUACACUUCUGGCGAGCGGUCGCGAAGAGAAAAACACAGUCGCCAAUCACUAAGUUGAUGAUAAAUAUAAUAAAUCAACGUGCCCGACGGAGACAAGUCAAUAUUUGGAUUGUGAACUCAUUAGCCAAGGACAGGACUCACAACUAAGUCGGACAGGCAGUGAAAGUCCUUUCGCACAAUGGAACGAUUGCUCAUACUUGUAGUGCUGCUGACUUCUCAACUUCAAAUCCAGGCACAAACUGCACUAAGCUAUGAACAAGCACGGCAAGCUGUUCUCACGGCGGAGGAGGAGCUGAUGACUGGUGGACACACCUACCUGAACACCCAGGAGGCCACGGUGGACGAUAUAUUCAUGGAGUACAAGCUCGGAGAGUUGGCCCAAGGAUUUCGGAACGCGGAGCAGAAUGCGGCAGCUCUGCAUUUUUUCAAGGCAAAGCCGCUAAUCGAUCGGAGUGCGAUCUUCCGAUUUCUACAGAAGAUGCCCAAGGGCGCCGUGCUCCACCUGCACAACACCGCAUCCGUGAGCUCCAAGUGGGUGGUGGACGACUUGUCGUACAUGCCCGGACUGCUGCGCUGCACGACGGCUACAGGACGAAGUGUCCUCACAUUCCGCAGGACUCCUAAGGAGCACGAAUGCCAAUCGCAAUACGUGCGUGUUGCCGAUGAGCGGCGGAACUCGUUGGAUCGCCAGAUCUACGAUCGGAAUUUCGAACGCCUGAUCAAUUUGUACACCCCAGUUCCAGAGCUGGAGUACCCCACAAUUACCCAGGUUUGGGAUCGGUUCCAGGACAUGUUCCACUCGCUGAGCGAUGCCCUAACCUAUUUGCCAGCCUUUCGAGCUUAUCACUGGCAGAUGCUGGAGGAGCUGUACAAUGACAAUGUGAUGUACGCAGAGAUUCGGACUAGUUGCAAAAUGCUCUAUGACGCCAGUGGACGCACUUUUUCCAAAGAGCGUACUAUUCGCGAGCUCUAUGACAUUAACGAGAAGUUCGUGAAGCUGCAUCCAGAUUUUCUGGGCAUCAAAGUCAUUCUGGCCGUCUAUCGCGGCUAUGAAUUGGAUCGGAUGAAGGAUAUGGUUGAGGAAUUUGGGAAGUUGCACCAAGCAUUGCCCAACUUUCUGGUUGGAUUCGAUUUGGUGGGUCAAGAGGACAAGGGAAAACCACUUUAUUCCUUACUGCCUGCCCUAAGAGAUCUUCCGCCAACAUCUCGGCUUUUCCUACAUGGCGGGGAGACCAAUUGGUUUGGCGCCUCCACGGAUAUCAAUCUGCUGGAUGCCCUGUUGCUGAAUACCACUCGCAUUGGUCAUGGUUAUGCUCUGGCCAAGCAUCCGAUCCUCCUGAAUGCUGUGAAGUCGCGCCGCAUCGCCGUGGAGAUUAGUCCCAUUUCGAACCAGGUGCUGCAUCUGGUUUGGGACCUGCGCAACCAUCCGGGUGCCCAGUAUCUUGCCCUUGAUGUACCCGUGGUGAUAUGCAACGAUGAUCCUGGGUUCUGGAAUGCCAAGGGCCUAAGCUACGACUUCUACUAUGCCAUCAUGAGCCUGGCGCCCAACAAUGCUGGGCUAAGGGUCCUCAAGACUCUGGUGUGGAAUUCGGUGCGCUACUCCACGCUGACGGAGGAGGAACAGACGAAAGCUUUUAAAAUACUCGAACUCAGCUGGUCGCGAUUCAUAGACAAGGUGCUGAAUGGCAGUGUAUUUUAAAUGAACUUAUUAAGGAAAUAAACAGCCAAAGAGUUUAUAAAUCAUUAGUAAAGUUCUGGC
Molecule: messenger RNA, 1764 nt
Organism: Drosophila santomea
Lineage: Eukaryota; Metazoa; Arthropoda; Insecta; Diptera; Drosophilidae
Gene: Adgf-C
Product: adenosine deaminase 2
Exons: 6
Coding region: 184-1704 (506 amino acids)
Biological process (GO): inosine biosynthetic process; adenosine catabolic process
Molecular function (GO): adenosine deaminase activity
Source: RefSeq, a predicted model, not a curated record